AUGGGGGCCUUUGCCAAAGCGGAGCCAGGGAGGGGUCCCAUUCUGGGGGCCUCCUCCUGGGCAAUGAGUCCCUCCUCCAAAGCCACCCUUCUUUGUCCCAUGCAGGAUGGCCCAGGCUCACAGGAUGGCCACCUGAGCCCCGACCCCCUUUUCCGAGUGGGACCACCCGAGCCCUGCAAAGGUGCUGUCCAUGGUGUGGCCUUCACACCCUUUGCAGAAGUGAACACAACCAGUGCUCCUCCUCCUCUGUUCUGCAUGGCACGGACCACCUCAAACACCUCUUCUGCCCCAACGACGACAACAACCACCACCUUCAAGGCCUCCUGGGGGAGGAUGGGCAGGAAGCGGGUGGCCCUCAUCGCCUGCCUGCUGGUCCUCAUUGCGCUGCUGUUGGCCCUCAUCCUGCUGUUCUUGUUCUGGCGCUCUGGGACGGACAUUGUGUACAAGGAGCCGGCGGAGAGCUGCAAGUCCCCCGCCAUCCGCUGCAACGGGAUCCCUGACUGUUCCCAGAAGAGCGACGAGCUGGACUGCGUGCGCUUCGGCUGGAACCAGUCCUUGCUGCGGGUCUUCUCGGCGGCGGAGCAGGAGUGGCUCCCCGUCUGCAGCCAAGCCUGGACCGGGGAGUUCGCCCAGAAGACCUGCCGACAGCUGGGCUUCGGGAACGUCUCCGAGAGCGACUCCGUGGCGCUGCCCCACGCCGGGAAGAGCCUCCUCCCCGCCGCCCUGAAGGACACCAUCCAGCAGAGCCUCAACAGGUGAG
Molecule: messenger RNA, 760 nt
Organism: Anolis sagrei ordinatus
Lineage: Eukaryota; Metazoa; Chordata; Lepidosauria; Squamata; Anolidae
Source: RefSeq, a predicted model, not a curated record